CUUAAGAUGGCGGCUGCGGCGGGUUUGGAGUUUCAGCGCGCCCAAUCUUUGCUAAGCACUGAUCGCGAGGCCUCAAUCGGCAUUUUGCACUCCAUAGUGAAACGUGAUGUUCAAGAGAAUGAUGAAGAAGCAGUCCAAGUCAAAGAACAGAGCAUUCUGGAACUUGGGAGUCUUUUGGCCAAGACAGGACAGGCAGAAGAGCUUGGAGGACUUCUGAAGUAUGUUCGUCCUUUCUUGAACUCCAUUAGCAAGGCAAAGGCAGCCCGUCUGGUUCGGUCCCUGCUAGACCUAUUCCUAGACAUGGAAGCUGCAACAGGACAAGAGGUUGAACUUUGUCUUGAAUGCAUUGAAUGGGCCAAAUUGGAAAAGAGGACGUUCCUACGCCAAGCUCUGGAGGUACGU
Molecule: messenger RNA, 402 nt
Organism: Notechis scutatus (mainland tiger snake)
Lineage: Eukaryota; Metazoa; Chordata; Lepidosauria; Squamata; Elapidae
Source: RefSeq, a predicted model, not a curated record